GUCCUGUGCUCAGCCCGCAGCGGGCGAGUCACUACUCCUAGACCAGCAGCGACUGUCAGGAACCCAAGGGGGGGCGGGUCAGCGAAGAGCCCUCUCCCCCCGACACCCGCAGAAACUUUGCGCCAACUCCGGUCUCGGGCUGAGAUGCGCCCGGGGGGUUGGGCACAGUGAGAGGGGGGCAUGAGUGAGCCCGGGGCCGCCCCAAUGUCCCGCAAGCAGCGGCUGAUGGCAGCGUUGGAGGAGGAAGAGGAGGACGUAGCAGCAGCGCCCGCAGCGGGUGACGGGCUGCUCUACUGCUUCAUCUGCGGGGGAGGGGUGCCCCGGGGGCGUGAGGUCCGGCUGCCAGUCCGGUGCCCGGCCCGGGAGGGCUGCGCCUUCUUCCCCUUCCUGCAGCAGCAGGAGCCUGCACCCGGGGCGGAGCCGCUGAGCCCGGGGGGCAGUGCCCGGGUGUGCGCCGUGUGCCAGCGCUUCCUGGGGGCGCAGUGGGACGCCUUCGAGCGCAGCCGGACCCCGCUGGAGAAGCGCAUGUACUGGCUGAAGAGGCCCUAUCAGUGCGGCGAGGGGUCCCGGGGUCACGCCCGGGACUGGAACCCCAACUACGACUCCGAACUAUCUGACCUGUCCGACAACCCGCUCAGUGACCCGGAGGAGGGCACAGAACCCGCCAGGAGACAGUGCCUGGCACCUCUGCACAACGCCCCCUGCCGGGUGUCCCCUCUGGACGCAGAGAUUGUGGAGAAGGAGAACGGGCACCUCGUAGUGAUUUGCUACAUCUGCGGCUCUCCCAGCGCCGGCAAUCUCAUCCACGUGCAGAAGCAGGAGCACUCACCCGAAACGCCCUUCUUCCCCUUCCUGUGGCUGCACACCCCUCCACCUGGUGCCCACCCCAUCACGCCAGGUGGCAGUGCCAGGGCGUGUGCCAGCUGCUUCUCUUCUCUCAUGCAGCAGUGGCACAGUUUUGAUAUGGCCAAUGUGCCUGUCCUACAGCGACUCUAUGUGGUGCCCCUCCAUGCCAGCAGCACCCCUGAGAAAGGUGCAGCCUCCCGCACCAGUGACCCUCACCCCAAAGGGCCAGUUGCCUGCUACUUGUGCGGAGAAGAGUGCGCCAACCACCCCAAACUGGUGCGCUCCAGGAUCACUAAUGGCAAUGCCAAAACCACCAUGCACUUCCCCUUCAUCGCCCAGCUGCCCUGCCCACCUGGUUCCCGUGGGGUGACCCAGCAAGGUGAGGUGCAGAGCUGCCGCAAGUGCUAUGGGGUGUUAGAAGAUAUUUGGGCCAUUUACAGGGCAUCCCAGAAUGAGGAGCUCCUAAACUCAGUGCAGAGCUUUCUUGGUAGGUACCAUCAAGUGUUUGCUUCCUCAGAUCCCAGCCCCUCUGCAGUCACCCCAAACAGGAGGGCAGGAACAUCCAGCAUCCACCCCGCACCUACCUCUAUCUGCUAUGUGUGUGGGACAGAACUAGGUCCAGGAUCUGAGUACCAGCUGAGCAUCAACCCACCCAGCAGGUAUGCAGACAAGGAGCCCUUCUUCCCCUUCCUGACUGUCUAUCCCCCAGCACCUAGAGCCAGACCUGCAGACUCCACAGGUCUAGUGUCCACCUGCGGCCUCUGCUACCAUGACCUCCUGGGGCAGUGGUUCCAACACGAAAUGAAGACGCAACACCCCAGCAGCUCCUGGUCAAGACAGUACCAAGUGGAGACCUUUGUGUGCUUCUUCUGUAGGCAGGAGAAGAGGCGGGUGAUGGGCUUAAAGACAGUCCAGGUAGCCAGGCUGCCGAUCUUCCUGUUGGCAUCAAGAGUGCCCAACAGCUUGUUUGUGGAUGAUGGGAAACAGCUACUUAUUGGAGCCUGUACCGAAUGCAAGCCGUUGGCGUUGGUGGACAUUAAUAUGGGACACACUGGAUCAUCAAUACCAUCCUCUCCGGCUGUAAGCCAAACUUCCAGCACUACCUCCCGCAUUUCUGGACCCGGUCGCAGCACACCGCAGCUGAGCGAACUUGAACAGAACUUCAAAGCAGGCAAAGACCCGCCACUUCCUUGCUGGGAAAGCUGCUCCGAUGUGACACGUGCAGAACAAGGCACUGCAAGCAUGAACCAUGAGCCCAAGUCACCUUCCAUAGGAAUGCUUUCUACAGCCACCCGGACCACGGCCACAGUCAGCCCCCUCACUCCCUCCCCUCUCAAUGGCUCCCUGGUACCCAAUGGCAGCCCGGCGGCCAGCAGCGCGUUAUCAGUCCAGUCCGCACCCUCCUCCAGCUUUGCUGCUGCGCUGCGUAAACUUGCAAAACAGGCAGAGGAGCCAAGAGGAUCAUCAAUAAGCACCGAGUCUUCCCCAGUCUCCUCACCAGCCACAAACCACAGUUCUCCUGCCAGCACACCCAAGAGGGGUCCCAUGGGGCCGAUCAUAGUGCCCCCAACAGCACACAGUGUUCCCAACACUCCACCUGUGGUGACCAUUGCCCCAACAAAAACGGUGAAUGGAGUGUGGAGGAGCGAGGCCCGCCAGUCGGACAAUUCCUCUCGGGCAAACAGUAUCAGCAGAGAGCGUCUCAUAGCGGAAUCUCAGCUGCCCUCCGAGAAGACUGGCACUUCCUCCGUACCUUCACACCUGCUGGGGAACGCAUACGCCUUUGCCAUCCCACCGAACUCCGUCGUUCAAGAUUCCCGCUUCCAACCCUUAAACCUGCAGAGGCCUGUGCACCACGUGGUCCCUCCAAAUGCAGUUACAGAAGAAUACUUACGCAGCUUCCGUCCAUACCACACGGCUGAGGACCUCCGCAUGCCCUCUCUUCCCCACAUCGGUUUGGAUCCAGCUACCGCGGCAGCAUAUUAUCACAACAGUUACCUAGCCCACCAUACCUUCCCCCACCCAGCUUUCAGGAUGGAUGAUUCAUAUUGCUUGACAGCGCUGAGGUCCCCGUUCUAUCCCCUCCAUAACCCUGGAUCCCUUCCUCCUCUACACCCCUCAGCAAUGCACCUGCAUCUGUCUGGAGUCCGGUACCCCACAGAUCUUUCUCAUUCGUCGCUGUCCGCACUACAAUCAGAACGCAUCUCCAGCCUGGCAGCUGAGAGACUUCAAAUGGAUGAGGAGCUUAGGCAGCGAGAAAGGGAAAGAGAGCGGGAGCGAGAACGAGAAAGAGAAAAAGAAAGAGAAGCUGACCGAGAACGGGAGAAAGAGAGGGAGCGAGAGAGGGAACGGGAGAAAAAAGAAAUGGAAAGAGAGAAGGAACGAGAGAGGGAGCGAGAACUUGAAAGGCAAAGAGAACGCACACGAGAAAAAGAGGCCAGCCUUAUGAAAAGCAUAGAAAGCCAGUUUCUCGUGGAGCCAGAUGUCCAUCCGCACCGAAGCCACCAGGAAGAGCGUGUGAAGCCCACAGAGCAGCCUGCACCCAGUAGACCUGAGAAGAUGAAAGAAUCACCUUUACAGGCUGCCAAGCCAGUCCAACACCCAAUGCACCAGCCCCCGCCAACCCACCAUUCUGUGCCGAGCCUUAUCUCCAGCCAUGCCACUUUCCCUCCACCAAGCAGUACGGCAGCAGCCGCUCUUCUGGCACAGAGGACACAGGAGGAGGAGAAAUGGUUGGCUCGAAAAGACGCACAAAGACGCCUAAGGCAGGAGAAAGAGGAUCGACAAUACCAAGUGUCAGAAUUUCGGCAGCAGGUGCUAGAACAGCAGCUGGACAUUAGUGGGCGUCCUAUCAAUCAACAAGAGCCUGAAACGAGACCAGAUAGCAUCAGGGCAAUUUCCAACCGUAAUGACGGUAGUGUGCAACAUUUUGGAGGACCACCACCCCUCAUUUCUCCCAAGCCUCAACAGCAUUCUGCUCCCACAUCACUCUGGAACCCUGUGUCACUCAUGGAGAGCUCUUCAGAGCCUCGUCGAAGCCAAGAACCUGUCACCAUUCACAACCACACCACUCCUAUUUAUGAACAUAGACCAACCUUGACCUCCGUGAAAGUAGAACGCCCAUACUGCUUUGAAAAGCAGCAACAAGAGGAGGAAGACUUAGCAUGGAGAAGGGAACAGAUGGAAAAGUACCAGCCCAUUCGGGAAUCCUCCACAUUGGAGCAUACUGGCUACUCCCAUGCCCCUUUUCUAGCUGAACUUGAAAAGUCAACACAGUCUUUCCUAAACCAACAAAGGAGUUCCCUCCAGCAGGCCGGCCAGACAACUGAGAUUACCCUCUUGCACAAGCCCAGCUUGUCACACCGUCCACCCCCAACAAGGAUUAGAGACCCAAUGUAUGUGUACGAUGAGUUCCUACAGCAGCAUCGGAGGCUGAUCAGUAAGUUGGACCUUGAGGAGCGGCGGCGGAAAGAAGCUCGUGAGAAGGGUUAUUAUUACGAUCUAGACGAUUCUUAUGAUGAAAGCGAUGAGGAGGAAGUAAGAGCCCAUCUCCGCCGGGUGGCCGAGCAGCCGCCACUGAAACUGGAUACAUCCUCUGAGAAAGUAGAGUUCCUUCAGAUGUUUGGACUCACAACUCAACAAGAAAAAGAGCGGCUCCUGCAACAGAAACGCAGGAAGAGAAGGCGGAUGUUACGGGAAAGAAGCCCAUCCCCUCCCACAGUACAAAGCAAAAGGCAGACCCCAUCCCCGCACUCCCCCCUCUCCACGCGAUUCAGUCCAGACGAGCUCAAUAACAGCCCCAACCUGGAGGAGAAGAAGAAAUUUCUGACUUUCUUCGACCUGUCGCACGUCAGUGCAGAGCGGAGGAGAGAUAAGGAGAAGCUAGUUGAAAUGCUUCAGGCCAUUAAGCAGAAGAACACUGUAUCUGAAGCGGUGAAGAAUCCCCCAUUGGCGGCUACGUGUCGGAGCACCCCUCCUAUACCCACAGGUCCAGUCUCUGAAGAUCCGAUUGCAGCACAGCCAUCGCCUGAUGCACCACCACCUGUCCCUUCCACUUCUAGCACUGUUUCGGUAUCGGAGCCUGCAAAGCCUCCAGAACUCAAUCGCCCAGAGCAGCCAAAACUGUUGGAAUCUGCCAGGGUACCCCCUCUGCCUAUUCCAAUACAAACUCCACCUGGCACUACAUUGGGUACUGAGAAAGUCAGGCAGAGUGAGGGUCCACCUGCCAAAAAGAGUUUGAGCAUCCUUAACUUUAUGCGAGGUCACCCACCCAAAGAGCCCCCCGUACAGCCAUCCCAAAGCGUGAAUGGGAGGAGCAAAUCCUGGGAGCCUUUCAGGGCCGAGGAGUUUGCUCACCAGUUCCACGAAUCUGUGUUACAGUCCACUCAGAAAGCCCUACAGAAGCACAAAGGAGUGUCUGUCUUGCACUGCGCAGAGCAAAACCACAAACCGGACGCAUCUGUCCACUAUAACAUUCCCGAGCUGCAGCAAUCCAGUAGGGCCUCAGGCCCAGUUACACACCAGAAUGGGCAACAGGGCCAGUCAUCUGUGGGACGGGUACAGCCACAACAAGAAGCCACCUCUGGGGAGGAGACAUCUGAGGAAGAGGAGGAGGAAGAAGUAGAAGAGGCACCCAGACCCAAGUGGCAGGGGAUUGAGGCAAUAUUUGAAGCUUACCAAGAACACUUAGAAGAACAAAACAUUGAACGUCAAGUUCUGGAGACGCAGUGCAAGCGACUAGAAGCUCGGCACUAUAACCUGAGUCUGACGGCGGAACAGCUGUCGCACCGCAUGGCGGAUCUGAUGAGUCAGAAGCAGAAAGUGGCCUCUGAGAGGGAGAGGCUACAAGCUGAACUAGAACACUUUAGAAAGUGCCUUGUUUUGCCCUCCUCGCCAUGGUCUAGGGGAUACUUCAAAGGCCACCCCAGGUGACACCCCCUCUUGCACUAGGUCUGAACAUACAGUAUAGAAAUAUCUAUUUUAUUAUCUUGAUAUUUAAUAUUUUUCACUGGGAGGAUUGGAAAAAGAAUCCGCCACCUUCUGUUACUGCCUGUACUACCGUGGGAAAGGGGGGGCAAAAGGAAAAAAUCUAAAGACAAAAAAAUCUAAAUAUAUAUAUAUAAAUAUGAAUGUGCCAUGCAUGUCUCUAUGGAUGAAGGGAGUUGGCAAAGAGAAACAGGUCUCGUCUAUAGCAAAUCUGGCACCUGCUUACCAUAUCCCUAACCAGGAUUUACUGCUGACAGUACAAGAAAGCGAGAGGACUGUGCUAUUGUGGACGCCUGCCUUCCUUCGUCUAUCAUCCGCAUCGUGCUAUCGUAUGGAGCUGCCACCUGCGGCUUUUAUUUAUCACUUGUUCCUUGCUGACCAUUCAGGCCACCAAAAAUGACUCUUCUUGCCAGGAUAUAGACUUUUUUUUUUUUUUUUAUCAAGAAAUUAUAGAAUAUAAUGAGAUUGUAAAAUUAAGGAAUUAUCCUACAUCAAAAAAAGAAAAAGAAAUGAGUUUUAUCCUUGCAAAGCUUUGCAGCUUGCAACGGGAAUGCACUUAAGCCUGGAAGUCUGGUUAGCGGUACCUUCCUAGCUGCCCGAUGGUGGAGUUAUCACUGAAAAGCUGCUAGACUCCUCCCUCAUACACACAAAUGGACGCCAUUGGAAGAGAAACACAAUAAUCAGGUGCUUUCACACACCUAUUACUGUACAUAUUAAAAAUAUUUUUUUUGUAUGUUUUUAUUACGUUAAUUAUUGUUAUAAAGAAAAAAGCCGCCA
This is a messenger RNA of Pseudophryne corroboree (corroboree frog), 6609 nucleotides long. It is a transcript of the gene GSE1, whose product is annotated as Gse1 coiled-coil protein. The record is from RefSeq and is a predicted model, not a curated record. Lineage: Eukaryota; Metazoa; Chordata; Amphibia; Anura; Myobatrachidae.